AUGGAGAGAGAGAACAGAAAGAGAACAAGAGAAGAAGAAGAAGAACGAGAAACCAAUAAAGAAAAGAAGCCAGAAUCUGAGUGCUGCAAAGAGGGUGGAGUUUUCGAUUUUCCAUGGCUAAACGAGAGCGUGAUCUUUAAAAGUGAUGAAUAUUUGGAAAUCCAAGACACAUUUGAUUGUCUCAGAGUCAAGUUAUAUAAAGAUUCUUACUUUUUUCAUUUCACUGGCUGUUGCUUUUGCUGUUGCUGUGGGUUUUUGACCAUCCGACAUUUCUUGUCUGUUUUGCUACGAAUGAGAAAAGCCUGGUUUUCAAGAGAUUCUUCACUUCCCCUUCGCUGGGAUGAUAGGAAGAUGAAGCUGAGAAAAUCAGUGUUUUUUUUGCUUAUGGUGACUGUUCUUGCUCCUAUUGUUAUCUACACCGACACUCUUGCAACCUAUUUUACUUCCUCUUCUUCUAAAAUUGAAUUUAUUGAAGAUGUUUCACCCUUUACAUUUGGUGGUGACGUUCGACCUUUAAAUGUACUGCCUCAGGAGUCAUCUGCAAUACUGGAAGAACCAUUGGGCAUUGUUUAUUCAGAGAAUUCGACUCCAUCUCUUUCAAAUUAUUCUGAUGCUACUGAUGGGGAGAAUGCCCAUGUCACCAGACAGCUUACUGAAGAAUCUAUGGAAGGCCAAACCACAUUAUCAACCACAAACAUCAAUAGCAGAGACAAUCAGUCUGUGGAUGAUGAGAAUCCCAUAAGACAGGUGACUGAUAUGGUCCUUGAAACUCAGACGGAUGGAAGAAGCUCACAGAAGACCAAAUCAAUUGGUCAAAAUGGAAGUUGGGAAACACAAACUGGAGCAAAGAAAGAAAUGAAGUCACAGGAUUCGGAGCACACGAUGGAGAAUGUUUCCUUAGACAAGGAAACAAAACAUGGGCGACAUCAUUUCCAAAUCUCUGGGAAAGACAGUGCAUUGGAGCAAGCAAAAACUACAACUGCGAAACAGAAUGAACAAUCAAUUUUGCCAGAUGCACAUGUUCGUCUUCUUAAAGAUCAGCUCAUUAGAGGAAAGGUUUAUCUUUCCCUAUCAGCAACUCGAAACAAUGCCCAUUUUAUUAGGGAGCUCCGAUUGCGUAUGAAGGAAGUUCAACGAGCACUUGGGAUCGCCAGCAAGGAUUCUGAGUUACCAAGAAAUGCCUAUGAGAAGUUGAAGGCUAUGGAGCUUACUUUGUCAAAAGGCAAGCAAAUACAAGAUGAUUGUGCUGCUGUGGCAAAGAAACUUCGUGCAAUGCUCCAUUCAACUGAAGAUCAGCUUCGAGUUCACAGGAAACAGGCCUUGUUUUUGACACAUCUAACUGCCAAAACAAUUCCUAAAGGACUUCAUUGUCUUCCUUUGCGCCUUUCAACGGACUAUUUCAUGUUGAAUUCUUCUCAACAGCACUUUCCGAAUGAAGAGAAAUUAGAAGAUCCCAAGCUGUACCACUAUGCCCUGUUUUCAGAUAACAUAUUGGCAACAGCGGUUGUUGUAAACUCAACUAUAUCUCAUGCAAAGAAUCCUUCAAACCAUGUGUUCCACAUUGUCACUGAUAGGCUCAAUUAUGCUGCAAUGAAGAUGUGGUUUUUGGCAAACCCACCAGGCAAAGCUACAAUCCAGGUUCAGAAUGUUGAAGAGUUCACAUGGCUGAACUCAAGUUACAGUCCAGUUCUUAAGCAGUUGGGUUCUCCCUCCAUGAUUGAUUAUUACUUCAAGAGUCGUCGUGUUGAAUCUGAUUCAAACUUGAAAUUUAGAAAUCCCAAGUACCUCUCUAUCAUGAAUCAUCUUCGGUUUUACCUUCCCGAAAUUUUCCCAAAACUGGACAAGGUUUUGUUCUUAGAUGAUGAUGUAGUGGUCCAAAAGGAUCUUACUCCUCUUUGGUAUCUUGAUCUAAAGGGAAAGGUGAUUGGUGUGGUUGAGACAUGUGGAGAAAGCUUUCACCGCUUUGAUCGUUACCUCAACUUUUCGAAUCCUCUUAUUUCAAAAAACUUCAAUCCCCGUGCUUGUGGUUGGGCAUUUGGAAUGAAUAUAUUUGAUCUUAAGCAAUGGAGGAAGCAAAAUAUCACAGGGGUGUACCACAAAUGGCAGAAUCUGAAUGUUGACAGACUGUUAUGGAAACUCGGGACUCUGCCACCUGGUUUGAUAACCUUUUGGAACCAAACUUAUGCACUGGAUAAAUCUUGGCAUGUCUUGGGCCUUGGUUAUAAUCCCAGUAUAUCCCAGAAGGAGAUUGAGCGAGCAGCAGUUGUACAUUAUAAUGGAAACUUGAAGCCAUGGCUUGAGAUAGGCAUACCCAAGUUUCAUAACAAUUGGGCAAAAUUUGUUGACUAUGAUCACAUAUAUUUGCGGGAAUGCAACAUCAGUCCUUAA
This is a messenger RNA of Fraxinus pennsylvanica, 2388 nucleotides long. NCBI's taxonomy places the organism in Eukaryota, Viridiplantae, Streptophyta, Magnoliopsida, Lamiales, Oleaceae. The record is from the annotation of a GenBank genome assembly.